AUGCCCCCUCCUGCUGAUAUAGUGAAGGUGGCGAUCGAAUGGCCAGGUGCCUUCCCCAAGUUAAUGGAAAUAGAUCAAAAAAAGCCACUGUCCUCAAUAAUAAAAGAAGUCUGCGAUGGGUGGUCUCUUCCAAAUCAUGAUCAAUUUGCACUGCAGCAUGCUGAUAGUUCUAAUUUCUACAUCACAGAGAAGAAUCGUAAUGAAAUAAAAAAUGGAGCGAUCCUUCGGUUAACAACAUCUCCAGCUCAAAAUGCACAGCAGCUCCAUGAGAGGAUCCAGUCUUCGAGUAUGGACGCAAAAUUAGAAGCACUGAAAGACUUAGCCAACUACUCACGGGAUGUUACAUUUGCCCAGGAAUUUAUAAACCUAGACGGCAUUUCCCUCCUAACACAAAUGGUUGAAAGUGGCACAGAACGAUAUCAGAAAUUGCAGAAGAUAAUGAAGCCCUGCUUUGGAGAUAUGUUGUCCUUUACACUGACUGCAUUUGUUGAGCUGAUGGAUCAUGGGAUUGUAUCGUGGGAUACAUUCUCUGUGGCAUUCAUUAAAAAGAUAGCAAGCUAUGUCAACAAAUUUGCCUCGGACAUCUCUAUCUUGCAACGGUCACUAGCGAUCCUGGAAUCGAUGGUGCUCAAUAGCCAUGACCUGUACCAGAAGGUGGCACAGGAGAUCACAAUUGGGCAGCUAAUCCCACAUCUGCAGGGGACAGACCAAGAAAUCCAGACAUACACCAUUGCAGUAAUAAAUGCACUUUUCCUUAAAGCACCAGAUGACAAGAGGCAGGUAAGUUCUUGGAAAACAGUCGACAUCCAUGACUGCCUUCUGACAGAAAUGGCAAACAUUUUGGCACAAAAGCAGCUUCGCUCCAUCAUCUUAACUCAUGUAAUCAGGGCACAGAGGGCCAUCAAUAAUGAAAUGGCACACCAGUUGUAUGUUUUGCAAGUACUUACCUUUAACCUUCUGGAAGACAGGAUGAUGACAAAAAUGGAUCCACAGGAUCAGGCUCAACGGGAUAUCAUAUUUGAACUCCGAAGGAUUGCAUUUGAUGCAGAAUCUGAACCUAACAACAGCAGCGGCAGCAUUGAGAAACGCAAAUCUAUGUAUACUCGAGACUAUAAAAAACUUGGAUUUAUUAAUCAUGUAAACCCAGCAAUGGAUUUUACGCAGACCCCUCCAGGAAUGCUAGCCCUGGACAACAUGCUGUACUUUGCUAAACACCACCAAGAUGCUUAUAUACGGAUUGUCCUGGAGAACAGCAGUCGAGAAGACAAGCAUGAGUGCCCAUUUGGCCGAAGUAGCAUUGAGCUGACAAAGAUGCUGUGCGAAAUACUGAAAGUAGGAGAGCUACCCAGUGAGACCUGCAACGAUUUCCAUCCCAUGUUCUUCACCCAUGACAGAUCGUUUGAGGAGUUCUUCUGUAUCUGCAUUCAGCUCUUGAACAAGACAUGGAAGGAAAUGAGGGCAACUUCAGAGGACUUUAACAAGGUAAUGCAGGUAGUGAAAGAACAGAUAAUGAGAGCACUCACUACCAAGCCUAGCUCUCUGGAUCAGUUCAAGAGCAAACUUCAGAAUCUCAGUUACACAGAAAUACUGAAAAUACGUCAGUCUGAAAGAAUGAACCAGGAAGAUUUCCAGUCUCGUCCGAUUCUGGAACUAAAAGAGAAGAUUCAGCCUGAGAUCUUAGAACUGAUCAAGCAGCAACGUCUCAAUCGACUUGUGGAGGGCACCUGCUUUAGGAAACUCAACAGUAGACGUCGACAAGACAAAUUUUGGUAUUGUCGACUUUCACCUAAUCACAAGGUCUUGCACUACGGAGACUUGGAAGAAAGUCCCCAGGGAGAAGUCCCCCAUGAUUCCUUGCAAGAUAAAUUGCCAGUGGCAGAUAUAAAAGCUGUUGUGACUGGGAAGGACUGCCCUCACAUGAAGGAGAAAGGAGCUCUUAAACAAAACAAGGAGGUGCUAGAACUUGCUUUCUCUAUACUGUAUGACUCGAGUGGCCAGCUAAAUUUCAUUGCUCCAGACAAGCAUGAGUAUUGUGUAUGGACCGACGGGCUGAACGCCCUCCUCGGGAAGGAUAUGUUGAGUGAUCUAACACGGAACGACUUAGACACGCUACUCAGCAUGGAGAUAAAGCUACGCCUCCUUGACUUGGAAAACAUACAGAUCCCAGAUGCUCCCCCACCUAUCCCAAAGGAGCCCAGCAACUACGAUUUUGUUUAUGACUGUAACUGAGGCUGCCACUGAAACUUGCUUCAAAACUGGAAAUAUUAUAACUGGAGAGAUAUUGAAAAAAAAAAAGAAGAGUGUGAGGGAAAAAACCAAACACUUGUGCACCUUGGAUUUUGGCUCUGGGGAGGGGUGUAGAAACACUUGUGUUCCUUCCUGUUCCCUGCAUCCCUUCCUUCCCCAUUCCCAUCUUCCCCAUUGCUCAUCCAAAUCCACAUUGCUUUAAUUAACUUGUAAUUGCAGGCCAUUGGCCUUGCUUAAGGCAAAGACUGCCACUAAGAAGCACCCUCCCGAGGACUUUUUUUACAUUUUUAAUACUGGAAUAGACAUUCUUAACUGAAGGACGAUGUUACCAAACUGCAUGCCUGUGAAAGCCACUUGGCAGGGCAGAGGCUUUAACUGGAAGGAGGAGGGAGGUAGGGAGCAGAAGCAGCUACUGUAAGCAGAAGAUUUCCCCAGACACUCCCAAGAGUCUGCUCACAGCCGAUUCCAAUGCGAUGACGAAAAUCGUUAACUGCUUCCCAGUGCUUGCGCCAUUCGUCACUGUCAUUAUUCUUUCCACUGCCAUCUCGACUCUUGCCACCAGCCUUCACCCAACUGAUCGGCUCCCAGAAUGGAAAGUCUGCAGGGUUUUUGCUGUACCAUACGCUGUAAUGCUGCAACAGCUUUUACCUUCUUUUCCUCCCAGCUCUGAAAUAGCCCCACAUUAGCAAAUCAGUCGCACAAACUGUGUAUGAAGCCACUAGCGUGUCCCAUCCCUGUAGCGCUCCCUAAGCCUCAGUUGCCUCUCAGAUUGGCUUGUUGCUGUUCAAAGUGAUUUUUAUUUUCUUGGUCCAAAGUUCAACAGUAAUUUCCACGAAUUAAUUACAACUGUCAAACAUCCAGGUUUACAUUGUUGUCAUUGCUACAGUGUUAGAGAUUUGCAAGGGAUUUCUUUUGUACGGGUUCUAAUUUUUUAUUUUAUUUUGCCAAACAAAUAUAUUUAAUGAAAACUAAUUUCAUUGUGAGUACUUUGGGGGGACAAUAUUUUUACUUAAUUUCCAUUUGGAUCAUUUGCCCUGAAGGGAAAAAGUAUUAUUUCCUUUCACCUUCACUGUUGAAUAAAAAUCUGAGUUGUGAUGAUU
Messenger RNA from Opisthocomus hoazin, 3347 nucleotides. The record is from RefSeq and is a predicted model, not a curated record. Lineage: Eukaryota; Metazoa; Chordata; Aves; Opisthocomiformes; Opisthocomidae.